Papilio xuthus (Asian swallowtail) is the source of this 1786-nucleotide messenger RNA. RefSeq names its product organic cation transporter protein-like. The record is from RefSeq and is a predicted model, not a curated record. Gene Ontology annotation, cellular component: membrane. Gene Ontology annotation, biological process: transmembrane transport. Bases 113 to 1756 code for a protein of 547 amino acids. The transcript has 6 exons. Lineage: Eukaryota; Metazoa; Arthropoda; Insecta; Lepidoptera; Papilionidae. Gene Ontology annotation, molecular function: transmembrane transporter activity.
CAUUUAGUAACUUAUCAUAAUGUGAUCGAAUUAUAUAGUUUCGAGCAUUUUUCAUGUGGCCGCGUUGCCACUAAACGUUUUUAACCGACUUCAAAAAGGAGGUUAUUAUAAAAUGUCAAAUGUAAAGGUGGAAUCAGGAGAUGAGACAAAGGGGGUAGACUUGGAUAGGAUUCUAGUGGAGGAGGUGGGACAGUUCGGGAGAUAUCAGAUCGUGACCCUCCUUUUAGCUGCACUUCCUGUUAUUUUCUCAGCGUUCGCGUCUGGAGAAUAUAUUUUUACGACUGCGAGGAUUUCUACAAGAUGCUUAAUCCCACAAUGCGACGGUCCCAACCCUGUGUACGCCCCCGAUUGGGUCCUCAACGCUAUACCGGGCACCAGCACGUCCAGCUUCGACAACUGCGCGCGCUUCUCCAACAGCAGCCAAACCGCAGACGCAUCCGGCGUCUGUCCUGCUGCAUGGUUUGAUAACUCUCGCACUGAAGAGUGCCAGGCAUAUGUCUACCAGAAUACGGACAGUGUGGUUUAUGAUUUCGACCUCGCGUGCGACGAAUGGAAGCGUUCUCAAAUCGGUUCCAUCCGUACCAUUGGUACAUUGCUGGUGCUUCCAAUUACGGGCUACAUCUCCGACCGCUGGGGGCGCCGUGUCGCGCUCACCAUCAACGCCUUCAAUACCGGCUGGAUCGGACUUGUCCGUUCCUUCGUUAACUCCUACGAGUGGUUCCUUGCCCUUGAAGUUAUUGAAUCCUCUGUUGGUGCGGGCGCUUAUUCCUCUUGUUAUAUUUUAGUAACGGAGCUCGUAGGACCUAAAUACAGAGUGGUAGCAGGUGCUACAAUGUCGACGAUGUUUGCUCUCGGUCAAGUAAUACUCGGAUUCAUUGCUUGGGGAGUACAUCCCUGGAGAACUCUCACGCAGGUGCUGUACGCGCCGCAACUUCUCGUCGUGUCCUAUUUCUGGAUCCUCUCAGAAUCCGUCCGUUGGCUCAUGUCGAAAGGAAGAUACGACGAAUCCGAGGCGAUCCUCAAGAAAGUGGCCAAAAGAAACAAGAGAGAAAUUUCAGAGAAAUCAUUGGAAAGUCUAAGAGCCUCAGCCGAGGCGGAGAAAUUAAUCGAAAAACCUAAGGAGCCUUGGUUGCCGAUAUUAGUUUUAAAGUCGCGUGUUAUAUUAUCAAGAUGUAUUGUGUCUCCAGUGUGGUGGGUGACCAACACUUUCGUGUACUACGGCAUGUCUAUAAACGCGGUCAACCUGUCUGGCAACCGGUACCUCAAUUACGUAGCUGUAACUGCGGUAGAGAUCCCCGGCUAUUGGGCGGCUAUUCUUCUGCUUGACCGGAUAGGAAGGAAGCCGGUACUCAUUACAGGAUAUUGGCUGUGCGCUGCUUGCCAGUUCGGAUUCGCCUUCAUACCGGGUGAUAACGAAGGUUUAUCGAUGGCGCUGUACCUAAUCGGCAAGUUCAGUAUCGCGAUGGUGAUGACUUCAGUGUACGUGUACACGAUGGAGAUCUACCCCACAAAGUACCGGCACAGCCUGCUCGCCUUCUCCUCCAUGGUGGGUCGCCUCGGAUCCAUCACGGCGCCACUUACCCCAGCUCUGGCAUUGGAGGUGUGGGAGAGUUUGCCUUCCGUGCUGUUUGGUACAUUCGCACUGAUCUCCGGGUGUCUGAUCUUUACGACGCCGGAAACGCUAGGCACAAAGAUGCCCGACACUAUGGAGGAAGCUGAGCAGCUCAGCAAGAAGAAAGCCAAAACAGAUCUUUAGAUGAUAUAAAUAAACUUAGAUUUUAAUUUA